AAUAAGAAAGAGAAUCAUUCUUGAUGAUAGGUUCUUUGUUGAAUUUGGGGAGUGGAGGCCGGCUCCCUAUCGAAUGAGCGACUGGGAGAUGUGGAGGGUGGACGUGCUUCUUAGGAGCAGUGGUCCGAGAAAAAGGUAUUCUCGAACGCAAUGGCACCAGGAAUACCUCUGGUGCGAGUCGACAGGGCAGUACCUUUGUCGGGGUUUUUGGGCUACGCCUAGUUUUCUUGAACCGUCCGUCGUUAGGGAAACCCUUGGAAGGCUGCCCCUUCUUGAGGAUAUGUGGAGGGUGGAUAGGCGUCAUACUAUAAUCCCUUUAUCUGCCUUACCACCGGUACCACCAGAGGUCGGGUACCAACCUGUUUCUAAGGCCUACCAACUGACCUUCUUGCAGUGCCAUUAUUGGACACGGGGUCGGCAGUCCCGGACCCGAGCAAGAUGGCAAGUGAAAAUUAACGUUCCUGUGGGUCGCGUCUGGGAGACGAUCGGGUCUGAAGGAUUUCUUUUAGAUCCGGUCGUUUCAUUGGCUGCCGCGCUGCGUUAAUUGAGGGGAAAAAUUUAAGGAUUCUCCAGGGGGCGGUGUGGAGCAAAGGGAUAGUUUCCAUUCUUCCCGUGUGAAAGCUCACAUGUUUUUAUUUGAUAAUUGAGAUUCUUGUUCCUAUUGAUAGGAGAAUUGUGUAUAAAUUAAUAAUAAGCUUUCCUUAUUACUUAAAUAUUAUAAAUUCUAUAUAUAUAUAUAU
Molecule: messenger RNA, 740 nt
Organism: Leptopilina boulardi
Lineage: Eukaryota; Metazoa; Arthropoda; Insecta; Hymenoptera; Figitidae
Exons: 4
Coding region: 74-544 (156 amino acids)
Source: RefSeq, a predicted model, not a curated record